UCAGCCACCAGUCUGUACUAGUGAAGGUUCCUUCUUUCUGCGACAAUUAAAGCAGUUCUCCGACUCUGAGAAGUAAGUCAAGAUUAUUAACUUUUAAGUCAAUACCCUUCUAGAUGGACUGUUAUUUAUGGUGUUCAUCGGUAAAUUGGUGCAAAGAGCUAAUAGGUCUAGACCCCAAUGGAUGUUCUUUGUUUAUUUUUUAUCAGUUUUAAGCUUCUGCUCUUUUUCUCUGGAUUAUGUUAUGCAACAACUGACACCAUUAGUUCAUCCCAGUCUCUUAGUGAGGGCAGGACUUUAGUUUCAAAAAAUCAAACAUUUGAGCUUGGUUUCUUCAGUCCUGGUAGUUCUAAGAAUCGGUACUUGGGAAUUUGGUACAAGAAGAUCCCAGUUCAAACAGUUGUCUGGGUUGCAAAUAGACUCAAUCCGAUCAAUGAUUCUUCCGGAAUUUUGAUGAUAAACAGAACCGGCAAUCUUGUUCUGAUGAGCCAGAGCACAAGUAUAGUUUGGUCAGCCAACUUGACAAAAGUAUCGAGUUCAGCAGUGGUUCAGCUCCUGGAUUCAGGAAAUCUUGUUCUAAGAGAUGAACAAGAUGGUAAUUUAGGAACUUAUUUGUGGCAAAGCUUUGACUAUCCUUCUGAUACAUUGAUAGCAGAAAUGAAGCUCGGAUGGGACCUAAAAACUGGUUUUGAACGGCGUAUAUCAGCCUGGAGGAGCCCGGAUGACCCAUCUCCAGGAGACUUUACUUGGGGAAUUGAACUACAAGAAAAUCCUGAAAUAAUUAUGAGGAAGGGUUCAACAAAAUUUUAUAGGAGCGGUCCAUGGAAUGGCCUUGGGUUCAGUGGAUCGCCAGAGCUAAGGCUUAAUCCAAUUUUUAAGUACAAAUUUGUGUCUAAUGAGGAGGAGGUUUACUACAUGUUCAAUGCAACAAAAAAAUCAGCGAUCUCAAGAAUUGUUAUGAAUGAAACCAGUAAUGCUCUUGAACGAUUCGUAUGGAAUGAAGAAAAUCAAAGUUGGAAACUGUAUGCAUCGGUGCCUAGAGAUCGCUGUGACAAUUAUAAUCUUUGUGGCUCUUAUGGGAUUUGUAUUCCCAGUGCAUUACCAAUUUGCCAAUGUUUAGAAGGAUUCAAGUCAAAAUCAUUGGAAAGCAUGGACUGGUAUCAAGGGUGCAUUCGCAAUAAGCCACUAAACUACUCUAAGGCAGAUGGUUUUAUCAAGUUUGAUGGAUUGAAAGUGCCAGAUGCUACACAUUCUUCAGUGAACAGAAGUAUGAAUCUCAAGGAAUGCAGGGAGAAAUGCUUAGAAAACUCUUCUUGUAUGGCAUACACUAACUCAGAUAUUAGUGGAGGAGGCAGUGGCUGCACUAUGUGGUUUGGUGAUCUGAUGGACAUGAAACAGUUUCCAGCUGGUGGACAGGACUUAUAUAUGCGAAUGUCUGCUUCAGAAAAAGGGGCGAAUGAUGAGCAUAAGAAUAUACCGAUAAUAGUUUUUACUACCAUUGCUGCGGUUGCUGUGGUUGCUGUGCUUUUGCUUAUCGUUGGCUAUUACAUACACAAAAACAGGAUAAACUUAGUAGAGAAAACAGAAACCAACAGGGGCAGCAGUCAUAGACAGGAUGAUCCAAAAGAUGACUUGGAGCUACCAUUGUUUGAAUUAGAUACCAUUUCUAAUGCCACUGAAAACUUUUCAAUCAACAACAAGCUUGGAGAAGGUGGCUUUGGACCUGUAUACAAAGGUACACUUGUAGAUGGACAAGAAAUCGCUGUCAAGAGGCUUUCGAAGAUUUCUGGGCAAGGAUUAAACGAGUUCACGAAUGAAGUUAUACUGAUUGCCAAACUACAACAUAGGAAUCUUGUAAAGCUUCUUGGGUGCUGCAUUGAAGGAGAUGAGAAAAUGCUGAUAUAUGAAUUCAUGCCCAACAACAGCCUAGACUCUUUUAUUUUCGAUCAAACAAAAAGCACAGUAUUAGAUUGGUCCAAGCGUUUUCAAAUCAUUUGCGGGAUUGCUAGAGGUCUUCUUUAUCUUCAUCAAGAUUCCAGAUUGAGGAUUAUACAUAGAGAUCUGAAAGCAAGUAAUGUACUACUUGACCAUGAGAUGAAUCCGAAAAUUUCAGAUUUUGGCUUGGCAAGAACUUUUGGCGGAGAUGAGACAGAAGGAAACACAAAAAGAGUUGUUGGAACUUAUGGAUAUAUGGCUCCAGAAUAUGCCACUGAUGGACUUUUCUCAGUAAAAUCUGAUGUCUUCAGCUUUGGCAUUUUAAUGCUAGAGAUAGUAAGUGGAAGCAAAAAUAGAGGGUUUUAUCAUCCAGAUGACAACCAUAACCUUAUAGGACAUGCAUGGAAACUGUGGAACGAAGACAAGCAACUGGAACUGAUUGAUUCAGUAUUGGGAGAUCAAUCCUGCAAUCUUUCAGAAGCGAUAAGAUGUAUCCACAUUAGUCUCUUAUGUGUUCAACAGUAUCCUGAGGACAGGCCAAAUAUGUCAUCUGUAGUUGUGAUGCUUGGUAGUGAGAACGAGUUGCCUCAGCCAAAGCAACCUGGCUUCUUGAUGGACAGGAAAUCACAGGGACCAGACUCUUCUUUAGGAAAGCCUGAAUCUUCUUCAACUAAUGAAAUCACUAUCUCAUUGUUAGAGGCUCGAUAGUUUUAAUUUUUAACCAUAUAUAUGCAGCUGAACUAAUUGAUACUAGACCAUAGAAAUUGUGAUUUCAUUUACACAAAUUAGCAAUGAGAAAUAGAUCAUGACUGCUGGGUAAAAUGGGAUGCUAUUAAUGUUGGAGUUUAGCUUGUGUCCAUUUUGAUUGAGGAUAAUCCUGGAGCUUCCUGUAUUUUCUGGAUUUGAUCUAUGAAAUAAUCUUGUUAA
Messenger RNA from Pistacia vera, 2859 nucleotides. RefSeq names its product G-type lectin S-receptor-like serine/threonine-protein kinase At4g27290. The transcript has 7 exons. The record is from RefSeq and is a predicted model, not a curated record. The coding region runs from base 178 to 2640 and encodes 820 amino acids. Lineage: Eukaryota; Viridiplantae; Streptophyta; Magnoliopsida; Sapindales; Anacardiaceae. Gene Ontology annotation, molecular function: ATP binding; protein serine/threonine kinase activity. Gene Ontology annotation, biological process: protein phosphorylation; recognition of pollen.